CACACCAACAGAUAGAUACUCAAGAACGCCAUGAGCUCACAUGGUGGAGCAGAAUGCCUUUCAGUCAUGCCAUCCAGGGUCUGACAUCGCAGAAGCUGACAACACACAGGCUGUUAGCGCAUGCAGGCUCAUGAGGAGAAGGUGGAGGAGCGGAAGCUUCAUGGCGUACGGGGGAAAUUGAGGAGAGCCCUCAGGGCCAGCAAUCCCGAAGACCAACGAGUGAUAUAUGCCACAGGUAGGGUGGCUGCAGAAAGCUGGAGCGAGGAGGUUGUUCGAGCACUGGGCAGCCGAAUGCCUGGUGGACUGUCAAACGUGACAGUGCCCUGUAAAUUCUGUGCCAGCAUCUUCUAUCCUUGUCUUUGUAUCGGUGGUGUGCGAGAUGUUCCUCACCGGCGUGGCCUGGUUGCACCCCGAAUAGCCCACGAAGCCGAAGUGCGCCGACUGCACAACCAACCGAUGGGGCAUUUGCGGGAAUUGGCGACCAGCUUGGACAUGUGCGGCAUGGACAAGGACAUACUUCACGUCUCAGGUCCAGCUGAACCCGACCUUCCAGCAGAAUUGCCGUUGGAAGCGUUUAGUGAUACGACCAUUGUUUGGCGAGAGGGGGACACCUACGUGGUAAAUCGAAAUACGCACCCGAUUACGCAGAAACUUGGCUUCACAGAGAGCGAGCUCCGCAAUCUUCAAGGUGUCCUCGUGGAGCGGGACAAGCACAUCACAGUCCGAGAGCGCUGGGAAGGGCGCCAGGUGAAGCCUUCUUACGUCACGUACUUGCAGCUGGACCAGGCAUUCAAGGAUGUCCAGAUUUCACGGGUGAGGACCUCACAUCAGGACUACUGGGAGGUAUGCCAGGUGAAAUCCGGGGGCCUGGCAGACACGGCUGGCAUGGUACCGGGACAGCGCGUCACUAAAAUAUGCAUCGCCCUAGUAGAGCCCCAGUUGAUGCACAGGCUCCAGAAAGGGGAGGGGGAGCUGGAUGCAAUGGACUGUGCGCGAUGGGAGUACAUCGAUCUGGUAGACGACUCGAAUAUCCCCAAGUGCUUUCUGGAUUGGGGUUUCAAAGCAGCAGACGCAAGCAAAGCGGCUGCGAGCUACUUCCCAUGUCGCCUGGAGUUCGACCUGGUGGCUCCAGGGUCCCGUCUCAUCAGGGCUGCUGAUGCCGCUGCGCCUGAGGAAGCUGAGUGGGAGGACAUCGACACAGACGGAGACGUGCUGAAGAAGAUAUUCAAGCACACCUCUAGACGUGCAACAGGUGAUAAAACAGCACAGUGCAAACUCUGGUUCGAGAGAGAUCAGCGUGAACGAGUUACCAGAUCAGCAGCAGCCGUUCGCCACAAGCACUGCACCGAGAAAGAUGUUGCUGGUGGACCCGACGUUGACUUGGAGCUUUUCCACACCUGGCUUUCGUCCAAGAACCUGUCGCCCAGCCAUUCAAAGUUUGUCUUCCGGAGGCUGCUGGGCUCGGUGCGCCAAGAGCUCGCAAAUUUCGAGCGCAAGAGGACAUACCGCUUGGAGACGAUGCUGUCCAAAAGUAUUCGCUGCGUCGACCUGAUGGAGCGAGAGAAGAAGUUGAAGAGCGAACGUGAAAGUGGCCCACUGCUCAAACGUCGACUUGCUGAAAUCAAGAUGGAGGUGGAUGUUUGCGAGCAGGAGAUAGCAUAUCUUUUCGAUCAGGUGCCGCCAUCUUUCCUCGAAGACAUCACGGACCUAGCGGAUACCAUGAAGCAGACCCUGCCCGCGGACAUGUCAACCACAGACUGUGCCGUUGACUCACGGCAAAGCAGGAGCUUGCCGAAAUCCAUGAUUUUGAAUGUGGUCAGCUGGCAAGAUGCAAAAAAGACAUUGACUGAGAAGGUAGGAGAUGCGAUGCCGGACAGCGACAAGAAGCGGCUCAAGGAAGCAUUCAACCACUUGGCGGAAAAGGCGUCAACGUACAAAGAGCAACUCCGUGGGCGUGGCAAGAAGCGAUCUGCAGAUGCAUAUGAUGACAUGGUGUCACAAGAGGAUGGCCGUCUUUCAGAGAAAGAAUUUGCGAGGGUUAUUCUGCUAAGUGGUGUCAACUGGCUUGGCAUGGAUGAGAUUCAGUUCUUGUUCAGCUCUAUGGACAAGGAUAAAUCUGGGAAGCUGAACUUAGGAGAACUUCUAUGUACGGCCAUGCGCGUGAUUGACCUGUCUGAUCGCCUACAAAGGUUUGUCGAUGACAACAAGGACCUCUCCCAAGCGAAUUGUUUGCUGGAAUUCGGACACCUUCUGAAAAUGGGAAGCGAUCUGGUAGGGCCCAAGUCGCACCCUCUGGUGCCGGACAGCCGCAUCUCUGCUUCGAGCUACUUCUUGAACGAUGCGGAGCAUGGGUUCCAGCAGAUGUGGCGCUCAAGGCUUGACUGCCAGGAUACCUGCUGGGUUGGCGAAUCUCACGACAAAGAUGAGCACCCCUGGAUCCAGUGGCGCUUCUCCUCCCCUUGCAAGAUUCAGGCCAUAUCCACAAAAGGAAGGCCUGACUCAGAUGCCUGGGUCAUAAAAUACAGAGUCGAAUAUGUGACGCAUGCUCUACUUGAUGACGAUGAUGAUGAUGAGAAGGAAUUGUCUGACACUUUGAAAUGGGAGUCUUACUCUGAAGAAGAUGGCAAGAUUUUCCAUUUUGACGGCAAUGCGGACCGUCACACACGAAAGGACAGCUUUUUGAGAUAUCCCUUCGUGACCAGCGCGGUGCGGCUGUUUCCUUUGGAGUACCGCGGACGCUAUCCUGCUAUGCGAGCCUCACUAUACGGAAGUUUUACGCAUUUGAGUGCCCAUGAUCUUGCCCUGGACCAGACCAAGCAGCCUGAGGUUUGAUGUCGUUGAUACGUACAAUUUGUACAGUAGAAUGCCCGGCUUGCAGUAGUGACAACGUGCAACGGUUUGUGCACUUGCUUGUUUUUCAUUUCCACUAGUUUGCGAAGCAACUGCUGGAUCCUGAAAGUGGUGUUUCGGAAAUUGCCGCCAAUUGGCACCUUUGAAAUAAGUGAAGGCGCC
Molecule: messenger RNA, 3012 nt
Organism: Effrenium voratum
Lineage: Eukaryota; Dinophyceae; Suessiales; Symbiodiniaceae
Source: the annotation of a GenBank genome assembly